Zingiber officinale is the source of this 877-nucleotide messenger RNA. Its product is annotated as zinc finger A20 and AN1 domain-containing stress-associated protein 8-like. Gene Ontology annotation, molecular function: zinc ion binding; DNA binding. The transcript is spliced from 3 exons. The record is from RefSeq and is a predicted model, not a curated record. NCBI's taxonomy places the organism in Eukaryota, Viridiplantae, Streptophyta, Magnoliopsida, Zingiberales, Zingiberaceae. The coding region runs from base 179 to 685 and encodes 168 amino acids.
CAAUUCUUUCUUCUUCAUGUUCUUCUUCUUCUUCGGUUUUUUCUCAUCUCUGUACUUUUGGUCUCCGAUUCCACGAUUUGAAGGCGAUUUCUGAUUUGAUCAAGGUAGGUUUUGUAUUUGGCUGGCGAAGAUCAUCGAACGCAGCAACGAAGGUCGAUUCCAAGAAGUUAAGAAUCCAAUGGAGCACAACGAGACUGACUGCCAAGCCCAAGAACGCCCGAUUCUCUGCAUCAACAACUGCGGCUUCUUCGGAAGUUCAGCAACCAUGAAUAUGUGCUCCAAGUGCCACAAGGACAUGAUUCUGAAGCAGGAGCAGGCCCAGUUGGCACUCUCCUCCAUCGACAACCUCACAAAUGUUGGCAGUAGCAAGGAUCAUAUCGUUUCUGGUAAUGCAGAUGUGGAUGCUGGCUCUAUGGAGCCCAAACUGUGUUUGGGACCGUCAUCCAGUGAUUCAGUAGCUGCCGGUAUGAUAGCAAAGGCAAAGGCAGGAGGUCCUAACCGGUGCAACUCAUGCGGGAAGCGGGUCGGUCUGACCGGCUUUAGCUGCCGCUGCGGGAAUGUCUUCUGUGCAACACAUCGCUAUUCAGAUAAGCACGACUGCCAAUUUGACUACCGACAAGCAGCACAGGAUGCCAUUGCCAAGGCAAACCCUGUCGUCAAGGCUGAGAAGCUCGAUAAAAUAUGAGAAUUCUCCUCAAAUAUUGUUGGAUGCUUGGAUAUGGUAUGUCAUCUUUCUAUUCUACCUUAUGUUGGUAUUGUAGUUGUUACUUGAUAUCACAAAGUUGUAUUGCUACCUGUGAUCACUAGUAGUUAAAGAUCAAUUUAGUCGUAGAUCGUUGUUGUUCAGUGUUAUUAUUUAUUAUCAUGAUUUGCUGCC